AUGCAGCUCAAGCUCGCCGUCAUCGCCCUCUUCACCUCCAUGGUCUUGGCGACGCCUGGCCUUGAAAAAGAGUCUGAAAUCGAGAAGAGAUGCUUCGACAAGUGGGGUGACUGUAGCAAGCAUUCUGACUGCUGCGGCGAUCUCCAGUGCGUCUUGCACCUCACUGGAGAGUAUAAGGGCCCGUGGUGUGACAAGUUAUAA
Molecule: messenger RNA, 201 nt
Organism: Lasiodiplodia theobromae
Lineage: Eukaryota; Fungi; Ascomycota; Dothideomycetes; Botryosphaeriales; Botryosphaeriaceae
Product: O-superfamily protein
Exons: 2
Coding region: 1-201 (66 amino acids)
Source: RefSeq, a predicted model, not a curated record